Molecule: messenger RNA, 2219 nt
Organism: Plodia interpunctella (Indianmeal moth)
Lineage: Eukaryota; Metazoa; Arthropoda; Insecta; Lepidoptera; Pyralidae
Exons: 2
Coding region: 189-1745 (518 amino acids)
Biological process (GO): proteolysis
Molecular function (GO): serine-type endopeptidase activity
Source: RefSeq, a predicted model, not a curated record
AUGAAUUCACGUUUUCAUUUCAAGCCUUUAUUACUUAUGAAUACAAUUAAAAAAAUUCAGUCGACAUAUUAAGCUACUAAAUCUCAUUGAAAAUUCGCAGUUAUCACAUUCGCAUAGAGGAUCAUGCUUGCUACGUAUUGAUCAGUUUACUGUUCAGCUAACUUCUCCUAUAGCUUCUCGUGAAUUCAAUGGUAUUUCUUAACUUCAAGAACAACAAGAAGUUUAGCCUGAGUAUGUUUAACUUGACGAGAAUUAUAAAAGGAUGUUUGCUUGCAUUCCUGAUGACAGAAACAUCAGCAUUAAAAAAACAAGACUUAAAAGCACUCCGCCAGCAAGAUAUGAUGUAUAUAAUGAAUCGAAUGAUGAGUCAAACCCGGAACCGUUCCAUUAAUGCCCAAGGCCCAAUGAACCGACACAACAAUGCCCAAAGCCCAAUAAACCGUGCCAACAAUGCCCAAAGCCCAAUAAACCGUGCCAACAAUACCAAAGGCCCAAUAAAUCGUGCCAACAAUGCCCAAGGCCAAAUGAACCAACCCAACACUGCUCAAGGCCCAAUGAAUCGACCUAACAAUGCCCAAGGCCCAAUGAACAGACCCAACACUGCCCAAGUCCCUAUGAAUAGACCCAACACUGCCCAAGACCCAAUGAACCGACCCAGUAAUGCCCAAGGCCCAAUAAACCGUGCCAACAAUUCCAAAGGCCCAAUAAAUCGUGCCAACAAUGCCCAAGGCCGAAUGAACCGACCCAAUAAUGCGCAAGACCAAAGAUACCAUCUCAACAAUGCCCAAAGCCGAAUUAACCAUGGCAAGAAUGUACAUAUCCAAUUAAAUCAUCUCAACAGUGGUCAAAUCCAAAGGAGCAUUCUCAACGAUACCCAACACAUAAUUAACCAACUCGGUAGUCAUAACAAGGAAAUUUUAGCGAAAAAAGAAGCUGAGUUUCAUGCUCUUUUGAAAGAACAUGCUUAUGUGGUCUCCAUCAUGGGCGAAAACCCUUUCGAUAAAAAACUGUUAAAUUCACAACUAUUAAGAUACUGUACAGGGUCUAUUCUAUCACCAAGUUGGGUAUUAACUGCUGCGCGCUGCUUACAAGGAAAACUACUUCAAACUGUGGAAUUAAGAACAUCGAAAACGUCAACUGGCCAGAUGAGUACAGUUACUUCCAGAAAAAUUUUCAAACAAAUUCCCCACCCAUCUUCCAUUCUGUCGAAUCCUCAAAAAAUCACUGGUUUGUUCGAUUUAACACUUAGCAAAUGUUUUAAUGAUAUUGGUCUCUUGUAUAUUGAAUUCUUCGAGUUAACAACAUACGGAAGUCUUCAUGGAGCUGAUUACCAAUCGCUGAUUGGUCAACCCGUUCACUACGCUGGAUAUAGUACACUGAAAGACGGAUUUAAACACACAAUUUAUAGUAAAGCAAAGACUGAACAAUACUUCGAAGAAAUUAUUAAUAUUCAAAUAAAACCAUUGCAAGUAGAGGAAGGCGUCAUCUUUGAUGAUAAUAAUAAAAAAAUAUCGUCUUUAGUAGGCAGUAUGUGUGAGCCAACUAUGAUAGUGACACCACCAUGUGAAACUAAAAAACAAAAAUGUGGCCAACCGGGUGGGCCACUUAUUCAUAAUAAGAGUAUAGUUGGAGUGUUGAGUUCAGGUUAUGAUUUAACGACAGAGCAUUUGCCUUCUGUUUGUUUUUACACACCCGUCAGUCCAUAUCUAGAGUGGAUAGCCUCAACGAUUUAUUCAUUCGACUAGAUAUAUUAAUUGAAAACGUUAAUGUAUAAAAUGUAUAACGCGUAACAGCUGCGGAAACUACCAGGGAAACGAAGCGGGAAAAAAUCGAAAAUGAACGGCUGAUAUUUAAAAAUCAGAUGAUAUUUAGAAAUAGUGACCAAUUGAAAGGCUGUCGCAUAUAUGUAAUGAAUCACCAGUUUAUAACGCGUUACCUUGGCUGGCUUUUAAAGUGAAGAAAACAAGCUCCAUGCUCAAGACAUGGAUCAUCAUCGUAUCGAGCGUGUUAUUGCUAACACUGGUGUCAGAUUUUAUUCUAGACUUUUGCUUCUACUUACCGCCAUCUAGUGGCAGGUAGUCGCAUACACACUAGUGAGCUAAACUGUCCACCAGUGUGCAGGUUUCCUCACGAUGUUUAUACGUGGAUAAGAUGUUAAGAUGGUCCAAAUAUGGACCAGUGACCAUGUUUUGAACAUUAAAAGAGAUUUUUGAGUUUCA